UAGGUAUCAAUAUCUUUAUCAAAUAUUAAUUGUUUACAUCAUGAGAAGGGUAUUAAAAAUGAUGAUAAUUCUAGAACUCUUUAAUCUACACUGGUAUGGGUUAACAUCGUUCGAAUGGUGGAACGCUGGAAUAUUGUAUGCUUAUACAUGUUCCACCAUUCGAUUCAAUCGGACCACCGACCAGAAUCGAUGUUAACCCAGUGUAUACUAAAGUGCCCCCUACAUUGAAAUAGCUACACUAUUCAACAAACAGAGUCAGUACAGAAUUUAUUGCUUCUCUAAUAAUUUACAAAAAUAAUAUAUCUAUCCUUAUUUGUUCUGCAUUAUUUAUUUUGAUGAUAUUAAUUAGUAACUGAGGAUCUGAAUGAAGUCUCAAAAAAUCAAUUUUUUUCAACAAUUUGUUGGGGUAAUACUGAAAGAAACUAAAGCAUGGAAUUGAAUCAAGUAAAUGAAAACAAGAGUGAAAAGAGUAGUUUAAAUAAAAUGGAAGCCUCCAUCCAAGAUAAGCAAGAAAGUAAUGAUAAAGAAAUGAAUCAAAAUUCUAAUAAUAUUGAACCAAUGGAAGUCGAAGAGAACUCUGAACAAAGUGGAAUCAAGAAUGAAAAUGAAGAAAAAAUUCCAGAAAACGCAAAUGAACAAUUACUUAAAAUUGAGAAAAUUAAUUUGAAACAAGAAAAUUCACAAGAAGUAGAAAAGAAAAACACUCUUGAUUGUAAAAUUGAUGCUUUUGAUGAGAAAGAUGUCAAUUAUCUAAAAGAGAAUAAUGUUUCUGUUUCUACUGAAAAAAUUGCAAAUAUAGAUUCCAAAGAUAUUAAUCACAAACCAAAAAUAUCAGAGGUUGUGAAUAGUAAAAAUGAUCCUUCAAAAAAUGAAGUUGAAGCCUACAAUAACAUAGGUGAACAAGACGAUUUGAAAAAUGAAAAGAUUGAACAAGAAAAAGUAUCAAAUUCAAGUAAAGAUGAUAGUUCAUCAGAAGUAAUUGAAAAAACAAAUGUAUCACCUAAAAUUGAAAGUAGUACCUCUGUUAUUGAAACUAUAAGAAAAAGGAGAACUGCUACCAGCUGCAAGAUUAAAGUUAAGGCAACCAAGACUCUAACAAAAGAAUCCCAUGAUAGCACUGACAAGGUUGGAAUAAAUCAAAAACGUUUUGAGAAAGGUGAUGCAUACUGUUGGAGAUGCCAUAAAGAAGGAGUUGAAGCUCGAUGCUCUAAAUGCCCUCGUUCUUGGCAUCGGCGAUGUAUGGGUGGAGCACCACCCCUUACUUGUGCAGACUGGGUAUGUCCAGAAUGCUUAAGUAUAGAACGUGCUGAUAAUUGUGACACCCGAUCUCCUGCAAUGACUCUUGUUACCACAGACCAACUUUGUAUGAUGUUGAGACAUGUUGUGUCAAGAAUGCGUGACCAGGCAGGAUCUGAGCCUUUUUGUAAAGCUGUCAAAGAAGAAGAGGUUCCUACUUAUUUAGACUAUGUUGUCAAACCUAUGGAUUUGAGUUUACUUGAGUCUAAUGUUCGAGCAAAAAAGUACAAAAGCACAGAGGGAUUUAUGGCCGAUGCUAAAUGGAUUCAACACAAUUGCAUUGUCUUCAAUACAUGUUCAUCAAAGUUAACAAAUACAGCAAAACAAAUACUUAAAGUGGCUCGUCAAGAAAUUUGGGAAAUAGAAGCUUGUCCAGAUUGUUUUGCUCAUGGCCGAAACUUACAGCGUCCUUUAGUUUCAUGGUUCAUAGAACCUUGCCAAAGACCUCAUGCACUUGUUUGGGCAAAAUUAAAAGGUUUUCCAUUUUGGCCAGCCAAAGCUAUGCCUCGAGUUAAUAAUCAGGGCCUUAUUGAUGUACGGUUUUUUGGAGAACAUGAUAGAGCUUGGGUAUCUCCUAAAGAUAUAUUUCUGUAUUCCAAAGAAUCCCCUGCCAUUUUGGGUAAAAAGAAAAAAGAAGAAAUGGAAUUGGUUCUCAAAGAAGUUGAAGAGCACAUAGGAAAGCUCGAACAUGCAUUUGGCGAAUUUAAGUAUGCUGUUGGAAAAGUACCAUAUGAUCCGCACAAUGAGAAUCAAAUAAAAGCAAUGUUACCUUAUUAUGACCCUGUGCUAAAUAAACGUAUUGAUUCUGUGAAAUCAGACGAUUCAAAAACUAGGAAUAGCAAAAAAGCGAUGCUUUUACUCAAACAAAAUAUGUCACCAGUAGUAGUGACACAAAAAGUUGACAAAAUGUUACCUAUGAAACCUCAAGUAGCGCUUAGGAAAGAAGAUAAAAAAAUUGAACAGCAACCAGAAAAAGAAUCGAUAGUGCAUACACGGAAAGUAGCAUCAUCGCCUGCUAAAAGGACGGAAACAGGAGAUAAUAAAAAUGACAAAGAAAUAACACCAAAACCAGGGGUGGAUAUCAAAUCACGAAUAGCAGUGAAACCUUUACCUUCGUUAAAACCGAAUGGCACCAUUGAUCCUCAUGAUAGAACUGUAAAAGUGCAGACGCGAAAAAGGAAAAUUGCAGAAUUGAAAAAUUCUACAGAAACUCCCAAUAAAAAGAUAUCUACAACUUCUGAUGCUGAUACUCUAGUGGUCUCUCCAGCAGUUUCUUUGGCUCCUUCUCCUAAAAAGCUCAAGAAUUCGCUACCUGAAACGAACUCCUCUGAAAACACUACAGAUAAUAGUUUAACUAAUCCAGUUUCGUCUGUUGCUGCUGCUACCACAAUAUCAGAAUCAAAGUCUGUGGUAAAAGUUAACAAUGGUGAAUCACAGCAAAAACGUACAGUUGCUGCUGUGCGAAGAAUCGGUAGUACAGGACAAGUUAAGAAAAUAAGAGUAAAUCAUGCCCUAAAUCCAGAAGAUCUUACAAUUCUCAAAGUAACUGGUGGAAAUAUUAAAAGACGUAAUAUUAUCCGAGCUACGCCAGCUGUCAACGAUGUUUCAGACAAAAACAAUUUGUACAAAACUGUUACAGUGACCGGUAGUGGAAAACCCAAAACUAUAUUUGUAAAAAAAAAUUCAUCGCUGCUAAGUCCUGGUAACUCGCCGAAACUCUUACUUAAAACCGCGGCUCAUAUUAGCGGUAAAAGACCAAACGAAAAAGAAACCGUCAAGGGGAUGAUCGUCCGUAAACAGUCUGUAGUGGAAAAAGACCCACUGAGUAUUAGUAGUAAACCUAUGACAUCGAUACCAGUCACCGGGAAAAAGGAAGGUAAUUCGAUAGUCUAUUACACUUUUAAACCUCACGUUAAAGAUAAUAGUCCCAAACAGACACAUGAUAAAGAAUCAAACAGUACGAUCUCGGGCGUCAACGCAGACAAUAAAAGUGAUCAAGUUAAGACUAUAGGGUCAAGAAAAAUUGCUAAAGCUCGUAAAUCACUCACGACCAAAUCAGUACGUGAUUCAACUAGCUCUUCGCCAACAGCGGCUGCAAUGAAUCAGUCCCUUCAAAUGUCAAAGACGGUAGUUUAUGUUGCGGGGUCUCCUCAACUCACCAAAGAAAAAUCCGAUAGCAUGAGCAAAGUGCCACCACCGGAAGCUGGACCAAUAUCAACUCGUUUACAUAAAUAUUCAAAAGAAUUGACUUCUAGGAUCUCAGAAAUGAUCGUCAAUUUGAUUGAAGAAACGAGUGAGGCUAAAACCGGAUUAGCUGAUGAUAAUGAGGGAGUCAUACACAUUUUAAAACUAAAAAUGGAGCGUUUAAAAUGGUCCCAUCAACAAGAAAUCAACGAUCUAAAACUUCAACAUGAACAAGUUGUUCGGGAGUUAAAAUCCAAUUUCGAAAUUGAACGUUUUCGAACACUGCAAGAUGCUCGUCGAGAAGCCGAAAUCGAAAAGCUGCGUUGCAUCGAAGAAACAAAACGCAAACAAUGGUGUGUUGUUUGUGGGCGCGAAGCCAUGUUCUAUUGUUGUUGGAAUACGGCUUAUUGCGAUUAUCCUUGCCAGCAAAAGCACUGGAACACGCACUUGCACACGUGUGCUCAAAAGACUAAUUCGCAAACUUUGUCUCCUCAACAUCAAAGACCACAAUCCGUCUCACCUCCACCUGUUGUAACGCAACCAAUGCCCAAGCUUGUUAUAAGCAGACCCCCACAACAGCAGGAACAACCUCAACCCCAUCAAACACUUCUUGUCAAAAGGAACUAAUUUGCAGUUAUUGUAAAGUUACUUAUUAAUUAUUUCCUAAAUUGUAUUUAUUCGUAAUUCUUAUCAAGAAAUUUAAGUAUUUUUUAAGUUUCAUAAUGACUAUAGUCAUGCAUAUUUAAUCUGUAUAUUUUGAGGCAGCGUCAGAGUGUUAGGCAUUGUUGAAUGGACACAAGUAGGUGCAAUUUAUUUAAGUAAUUAUAGCAUGUGAUUGUCUAAGUAUUUUCAUGUACGGUUUUAAUGUACACCUCAUACAUAACUUGAAACUUUUGGAGUAUAUUUAUAAAUGAUCAAAGAUGAUUCUGAAAAUAGUCGUUGAUAGUAUUUUUAUUGUGACAAAUGAAAUGAAUCGAUUUUUGAAAUUGAUCACGUUGAUCAGCAUGAUCGCACUUAGCAAUGCCGCUAAAAUUUUUCAGGUAGAGCAUUACUAGUUGUUGAGGUCAAAUUUUUUGUUCUUAUAAAUAGCUUCUGUUGUGUUGAAAUGGUUAAAUUAAUAUUUGAGUCAUCCCGUUAAUCUUUAAUUUGAAAAAUUUACCAAUUAAGCUUGUUAUAGUUGAUUU
Molecule: messenger RNA, 4664 nt
Organism: Trichogramma pretiosum
Lineage: Eukaryota; Metazoa; Arthropoda; Insecta; Hymenoptera; Trichogrammatidae
Gene: Zmynd8
Product: protein kinase C-binding protein 1-like
Exons: 8
Coding region: 430-4107 (1225 amino acids)
Molecular function (GO): protein binding
Source: RefSeq, a predicted model, not a curated record